GGAAAAGCAGCCAACAAGUGCUCAGCAUAUGUGGAAACUCCUUCAAGACUGUUGGAAAGUAUUCCAGGUGAAGCUGGUUGAGAGUGCCAAGAGUGUGCAAAGCUGUCAUCAAGGCAAAGGGUGGCUACUUUAAAAUAUCUCAAAUCUGAAAUAUAUUUUAAUUUAACACUUUUUUGGUUACUACAUGGUUCCAUAUGUGUUAUUUCAUAGUUUUGAUGUCUUCACUGUUAUUCUACAAUGUAGAAAAUAUAGAAAAACCCUUGAAUGAGGAGAUGUAUAUGAUAUGUACCCGUAUCUAUUCCAAAAUCUUUGGGUCUCAAUUUUGCUUGAUGUUAGGGAGGGGAACUUAGUUUAAAAUAGCCAAGGAGAAGGGGGUACAUUUUAAGAGACGGACAUGUCUAAAGAAAAACACAAAUGAACUGUCGGUCAGUCAACCGUUUGCUUAAAUUGAUUAAUUUGGAUUUAUUUAUGAAAUGUUUAGACGUUUAGUCUCGGGAGAGUUAUUUAUUCUAAAGUGGAGACUUUCGCAGUCGUCGAAAUGUCAGAGGUUACUGUCGUGCAACUCCGUUAUCGGUCCCGACCGUGGACAGGACCUGUCGAGAGAGGAGCGAACUGUUCCGACCGAACGGACGUGUUCCUCAAACUCACAGGUUCCUUCCCGACCUGAGAAACAGAAACGGGUGUGUAAAGUCAUAUUGGACCAUUUUGACCAACAGUACGGCCAAGAACUUGGUCCCCUAUGGCCGUCUGCAAGGGCUGUGUUGUUGAACCCUGGGGGCUGGCAGUAUGGUGUGAUGCUCAACCUCCCCUCUCCUCCUGUCUCCUACAGGGCUGUGUUGUUGAACCCUGGGGGCUGGCAGUAUGGAGUGAUGCUCAACCGCUUUACUGAUGUGUCAGACGUCAAACGGCGCCUCCAAGGGCAAGGCUUCAUCAGCCUACUACCCCACACAGACCCGCCUCUCAUCUCCUCUCUCCCCCAGCCUCCCCCUACCUCUCCCACUCAGCCUCCCCCUACCUCUCCCACUCAGCCUCCCCCUACCUCUCCCACUCAGCCUCCCCCUACCUCCCUCCCCCAGCCUCCCCCUACCUCCCUCCCCCAGCCUCCCUCUACCUCUCCCACCCAGCCUAGCUCCAUCCCUCACCCCGGUCCUCCUCUCCCUCCCUCCCUGCAGUGUUUCAUCCACCCCUCCCCAGUGCGUUACCCCGGUCCUCCUCACCGCCGGGGCCAGUUGAAACCCUACUUCCUGCUGAACGCUGCCUCUCUGCUGCCUGUCUUGGCCCUGGGGGUGGAGGAGGGGGACAGGGUCCUGGAUCUCUGCUCUGCUCCUGGAGGGAAGGCCUUGGCUAUACUACAGACUGCUGACCCAGCUCUGUUGUGUUGUAAUGAAAUGGACCCACACCGACGUGAUUGGCUGGCCAAAACACUGGAAUCCUUCAUCCCCCAAUCGCUGAGCAGCACUGUCACCGUGUCCAAUCAGGAUGGACGGAUCUUUGGGCAGAGUGAAGCCGGAAUGUAUGACAAGGUGCUGCUGGAUGCUCCAUGCUCUAAUGAUCGUAGCUGGCUGUUCUCCUCUGGACCAGGAGGGGAGCAGCGAGGAGCUGUGAGGUUGAGGGAGAGGGCCAGGCUGCCCACACUACAGACACAACUGCUCAGGUCUGCGUUGGCUGCAGUGCGUCCGGGGGGCGUGGUCGUCUACUCCACCUGCACCCUGUCCCGCUCUGAGAACCAGGAAGUGGUGGAGGCGGUCCUAAACACCUGUCCAGGGGUGGAGCUUCAAGACUUGGAGGAGGAGCUAGCCCUCCCACUCCAGGAACACUUCACCUUCACCCCAUUAGGCCACACCCCCUCGUUAGGCCUCCUUGUGGUUCCACAUCAGGGUCAGACCUGGGGACCCAUGUUCCUGUCGCGCAUCAAGAGGAUUCACUGACUGGUUGAUAGACUCGCUGACUUCCUGUCACGCAUCAGGAGGACUCACUGACUGGCUGGUUGGUUGAUGGACUCGCUGACACGCAUCAGGAGGACUCACUGACUGGCUGGUUGGUUGAUGGACUCGCUGACUUCCUGUCACACAUCAAGAGGACGAACUGACUGACUGACUGGUCGGUUGAUGGACUCGCUGACUUCCUGUCACGCAUCAAGAGGACGAACUGACUGACUGACUGGUUGGUUGAUGGACUCGUUGACUUCCUGUCACGCAUCAAGUGGACUCACUGACUGGUUGACUGGUUGGUUGAUGGACUCGCUGACUUCCUGUCACGCAUCAAGAGGACUCACUGACUGACUGACUGGUUGGUUGAUGGACUCGCUGACUUCCUGUCACGCAUCAAGAGGACGAACUGACUGGUUGACUGGUUGGUUGAUGGACUCGCUGACUUCCUGUCACGACCUCCUGUCACGCAUCAAGAGGACGAACUGACUGGUUGACUGGUCGGUUGAUAGACUCGCUGACUUCCUGUCACACAUCAAGAGGACUCACUGACUGACUGACUGGUUGGUUGAUGGACUCGCUGACCUCCUGUCACGCAUCAAGAGGACGAACUGACUGGUUGACUGGUCGGUUGAUAGACU
Messenger RNA from Salvelinus fontinalis (brook trout), 2569 nucleotides. RefSeq names its product tRNA (cytosine(34)-C(5))-methyltransferase, mitochondrial-like. The transcript has 6 exons. Lineage: Eukaryota; Metazoa; Chordata; Actinopteri; Salmoniformes; Salmonidae. The record is from RefSeq and is a predicted model, not a curated record. Bases 474 to 1928 code for a protein of 484 amino acids. Gene Ontology annotation, molecular function: methyltransferase activity. Gene Ontology annotation, biological process: rRNA methylation. Gene Ontology annotation, cellular component: mitochondrial large ribosomal subunit.